AUGCCUCGCACACCGAUCACACCAAGUCGUUCUUUCCAGAUCCGUACCAACGGGCUCUUCAAGAAAGGCAACACUUUGUUCAACUUGUUGCACCCUAAGGUUGUGGUUUUUAUCCAUCCUGGCAGCGCUAUGAUCCCUGGAUGUGGGGAAGCACUUGCCUACGCCUCUCAUGGGAGGGAAGAGUGGCCUGAACUUUACAAGUUCUUCGAUUCAACUGGUGUGAGACCUCAAAAUAUAUGCGGGCCCGAUGAUUUUGAUACCGUGGCCGCUCGUCGGUCUGUGGCCCCGACCGACCGAGCACCCGCUCCUACAAUUCAGCCCUCCCAGCUGCCUCGGGGGAUCCCGUGUCCUGAGAUGCCUCACCAGACCAAGUUCUUGCGGCCUGAACAGGAGAGUCAGUCUUCCGAUUCGUAUCGAGAGAUUCCAUUUCCCGAGAUGGCUCCUAUGCCUCACCAGGCCAACUUCUUGAGCUCUGACCCUGAAAGCCAGUCUUCCGAGUCUCUUCGAGUCACUCCAGUUCCGGAGACGACCUCGGUGCACCAGCAGGUACAUGGCAUGACACCUCCGAUGACUGAACAGGGCAUCGAUGAAUCACUCCUUUCUCAGAUAAAUGAAUCAUUGGAGCAUGGAUUAGGUGACCUCCAGUUUGAACCACAAACUCGGCCGAGAGCGCCCCAGGGAGUGGACAAGAGGACUAAAGCAUUGGGACGACCUGAUAGUGAGCGCUUGAAUUGGUCCCGUGAGGGCACACCGCUCGCAGCGAACAAGCGUAAGGCAGCGCCGGAUGCGGAGGGGAUGAGGAAGCGGCGAUCCAUGGCUGGGCCAGAGGAUCGAGACCGCCGCCGAAAAAUGAUGACUCGGUCACAGGGAAGGGGACAUUCCUUUUACUCUAAGUAG
Messenger RNA from Fusarium falciforme, 897 nucleotides. RefSeq lists its product as hypothetical. The transcript has a single exon. The record is from RefSeq and is a predicted model, not a curated record. Lineage: Eukaryota; Fungi; Ascomycota; Sordariomycetes; Hypocreales; Nectriaceae. Bases 1 to 897 code for a protein of 298 amino acids.